Molecule: messenger RNA, 1568 nt
Organism: Chanos chanos (milkfish)
Lineage: Eukaryota; Metazoa; Chordata; Actinopteri; Gonorynchiformes; Chanidae
Gene: pias4a
Product: protein inhibitor of activated STAT, 4a
Exons: 11
Coding region: 24-1541 (505 amino acids)
Biological process (GO): regulation of transcription by RNA polymerase II; protein sumoylation
Cellular component (GO): chromatin
Molecular function (GO): zinc ion binding; transcription coregulator activity; SUMO ligase activity
Source: RefSeq, a predicted model, not a curated record
UCUCGCGGGGCUGCUGUACGAAGAUGGCGGCUGAACUGGUGGAAGCGAUGAACAUGGUGAAGAGUUUCCGGGUGUCUGACUUACAGACACUGCUGGCGUCCAUGGGCCGCAGUAAAAGCGGGCUUAAGCAGGACCUGGUGGGAAGAGCCCUGAGGCUGGUGCAGACAGAAUACAGCCCAGAGCUGCUGAAGAACGUCAGGCAGCUGUACGAGACACGUUUCCCCAAAGCGUCGGGCUGGCUGGCCGCGCGCAGGCCGGAAGGGGUACCCGUGGGUUACCCCGCUAUGAACUCCUCACCCAGAACCACGGUCCAGGGCACAGACUACCUCAACGGCAUCCCCAAACCCGCGGCCCCUCCUGCGGCCGAAGUCAAACUGGUGCCCUUGCCUUUCUACCAAAACUUGGAGACACUGUUGCCACCCACAGAACUGAUCGCUCAGAACAGUGAGAAACUGCAGGACAGUCAAUGUGUGUUUGAAUUAACACAAAGCCAAGUAGACCAGAUCCGAAAUGCCAGUGAACAUCGUCCAGGAAUUAAAUCAAUACAGGUGGUGCUAAGAAUCUGUUACACAGAUACCAUUGGUGUCCAAGAGGACCAGUACCCUCCCAAUAUUGCUGUCAAAGUCAACCAGUCCUACUGUCAUGUCCCGGGUUAUUACCCGUCUAACAAACCGGGGGUUGAACCUCGUCGACCCUGUCGCCCGGUCAACAUCACACCCUGGUUACACCUCUCAACAGCACCCAACAGAGUCACCAUCACAUGGGGCAAUUUCGGCAAGAGGUACUCUGUGGCCGUGUAUUUGGUGCGGGUCUUCACGUCUGCAGAGCUGUUCAGCCAACUCAAACACUGCUCAGUGGAGAGCGCCGACAGAUGCCGCGAACGCAUUCAGGAUAAGCUGCGAUUUGAUCCCGAGAGCGAGAUCGCCACUACAGGCCUGCGAGUUUCACUCAUCUGUCCACUUGUGAAGAUGCGUCUGGGCGUGCCGUGUCGGGUGCUGACCUGCGCUCACCUGCAGUGCUUUGACGCCGUCUUCUUCCUCCAGAUGAACGAGAAGAAACCCACAUGGACCUGUCCCGUCUGCGACAAACCCGCUCCCUUCGAGCUGCUCACCAUCGACGGGUUGCUGUCUGAGAUCCUAAAAGAAACAGAAGACGUGGAAGAGAUCGAGUAUCUCACCGACGGCUCCUGGAGACCGAUUCGAGACGAAAAAGAGAAAGACAGGGAGAGAGAGCGGAGCCACACGCCCGAGUACCCGGUGGUGGAUAUAUGUGUCCCCGAGGCAAAUGGCCAUUCGCCGGCGCACAGCAGCACGAGCCAAACCGGCAAAUCGUCGGGAGGAGGGGGCGGGGCCGGCGCCGCCAACGCCGGGUCGGGAGGAGGGGGCGGAGGAGCCGUGGUGGACCUGACGCUGGACGAUUCGUCGGAGGAGGAAGGCGGAGGGGCGGCGGGAGACAGCGAAGACACAGAGGACAGCCAAGACAGCCCCUCGCCCAAACGGGGGCGCUACGAUUACGACAAAGAUCUGGUCACAGCGUACUGACCAGGGGGACGAACUGACUUGACACGC